Molecule: messenger RNA, 3046 nt
Organism: Astrephomene gubernaculifera
Lineage: Eukaryota; Viridiplantae; Chlorophyta; Chlorophyceae; Chlamydomonadales; Astrephomenaceae
Source: the annotation of a GenBank genome assembly
GCGUCGGGACCGGGAGCGUCGCCUGGCACAUCCACCGAGCGCACCAAAGCUCCCCGGGUGCUCCCCUUAGGAGCAAAUUGUUUCAGUGUUCCCGAUGGCGUAGGUGUCGAUAUCGACAAAUGACGCGCUUGCCUACAAGCAACAUAUCGGCACCCAAGGCUGCUUCUGUGGCACCUAACGGUAAGCAGUUCUUUCGGUAAUUGAGGUGCCAUUUUCUACGGGCUACCUCCGUAACUAAGGCCUAGCCCGGUUGGGCCGGUUCCGACUGCAGCGUUUUAUUCGACCUUAUAACCGUGAACAAGCUCUUCUGAUUGAACAAAGUGUGCUAUAAGAACUAACUGUUACUUGUAAUGCUUGCAUGCGAGUGGCUUCGUAUGCGUUGCGAGGGAAAAUGGCGAGAAGUCGGUCCAUGCGGGCAUCCGGUCAACCAACGCCAGCACUACAAAAAGCCCUAACCGUUCAAACCCGCAUCCUUGAAGACUCGGGCCUGCUGGCUACAUGGCGCUGCGGACUUUGCAUGCGCCACAAGCUAGGACUGGCCUCGUAUCACACCCGCGUAUCACGUUAAUUAGACGGGCCGGAAUUUCAGGCCGCAAGGUUCGCGUAAACUGCACAGCUGGGCUCCUCACUGCAGCGUCCGCAAGGCCUAGCGACCACCCAACAUCGCGAAACUUCCCGCUUCGCUCGCUAAGCUAUGACGAAUUGAACGUGGAAACACCUAUUGCAUAUGAGCUCUAUCAAGGAGCACUGGCCCGCUGGAGUCACUCCGACGGCGCCGCAGUGCCUCCCACCGCCGUCAUGGUUCACGGCAUCCUGGGCAACCGGCGCAACAUGAGCAGCUUCGCAAAGAUGCUGGUGGAGGGAUUCCCCGGCUGGCAGGUCCUGCUGGUGGACCUGCGCUGCCACGGCGAGUCCGCCGCGCUGCCCACCCGCCCGCACGGCCCCCACGGCGUGGCGGCGGCGGCGGGCGACGUGUUGGCGUUGCUGCGGCGGCUGCGGCUGUUCCCGCAUGUGCUGAUCGGGCACUCGUUCGGCGGCAAGGUGGUGAUGAGCAUGGUGCAGCAGUUCCCGCAGCGCCUGCCCAGGCCCGUGCAGGUGUGGGUGCUGGACUCGCUGCCUGGCCGGGUGCGUUCGGGCGGCGGCGGCCCCGACGGUCGGGACCACCCGGGUGACCUGAUUGAGCUGCUGCGGGGCAUACCCAUGCCGGUGGCCAGUCGGUCCGAGGUGAUUGACCGAGUGGUGCGGGCAGGUUUCACGCCGGGUAUAGCCCAGUGGGUGGUCACCAACCUCCGACCGGUUGAGGAGCUGAGCGGGGCGGCACAGGGGCGGUCCGGCGCAGGGAGCAGCAACAGCAGCGGGCUGUCUUGGACCUUCGACCUGGACGGUAUCGCGCAGCUGUACAGGUCCUACGAGGAGACCCAGCUCUGGGACCUCAUCAAGCAGCCGCCGCAGGGCCUCAAGCUCAACUUUGUAAAGGCCGAGCGCAGCACCUUCCGCUGGGGUGGUCCCGACGAGGCGGCCAUCACCACCGCAGGUCACGGCGUGCACCUGCUGCCCGCCUCGGGCCACUGGGUGCACGCGGACAACCCGCUGGGACUGUACGACAUACUGGCGCCCUCGUUCGGGGGUGGCAGCGACCUGAAGAUGUGGCGGACGCAGAGGCGGUGAGGUGGGGUGGUGGUGAGGAGUGAGAAGGUGAGGAGUGAGGUUUGAGGGGCUGUGUGCACAGAAGUACCGGUACUGCUCGCCGGUGAGGUGAUGGAGGGCGUAGUUUUGCCAUCGCUUUGGAGGAGGAGGGGUGGUGAUAGUGGUGAGGGGUAAAGGGAUGUUAAGGGGAUUGAACGGCUGCAGGUUUCUACACAGCAGCGGGUGUUAAAGCUGCCGUGUGAGAUAGUUAUCCACCCAAUUAACCGGCCGCGUGUAUUUGUGUUUUGGUGUCGUUUUCUGUCGAUGCCCUUCGAUGUUUCUGUCUGUCGGAUAGCAGGAUUUUGGGGCGCUUUGCGUUUCGCGCACGCCUGAAGAAUUUUCACGUCAGCACUGAACAUAAUACUGAAGGGAAGCUGGAGCUAUGUUCGGAAGGAAUGUGUCGAAGUUAGACGUAUUAAGGGUCGUCCGCCCUGUUUCACGUGGGCAGAGGGGUAGGGGCUGAAUCCCGCGGCCCUUCCUCACUGCACGCUUUCGGCUGUGGUGGUUGGAAUGGUGGUUUGGUUUAGGGCAAUGGAAACGUGGUAUUUCUACCGGUACGGAAGGCUGGUAACCGUGUCGUUUUUGUCGCUAGAUUUGUUGCAACCUCGUAGGAAAGUAAGGAAGUCAUUCAUAUCGAAUCGUGGUCAGGGUGAUUGAAUUUUAAAGGGGGCCAAGGGGUGAUAAGGAAGGGCGCGUCUGCGGCAAACGCCGAAACGGUGCGUUCGGUUUGACGCCGGUUAAGAUAAGAAACAGUAUACCUUUUACUGUCGAAAUUUACAUUUGGCCCUGUGGUUUUUAAAUCACCAGUUGGAACCAGUUGUGUGGAAAGCCCCGCCUCAGUCCCUGUCGCGCUUCUGACUGUACAUAUAACGUGUUUGGGUGUAUUUGCGCUUCCUCCGGCGGUUUGGCAAGAGGAGGCGUGACGGCGGUUUGCUAGGGUGUACUGCACGGAAUUGGGUUCUACGGCAUUCAUUUGUUUCGUGAUUAUUACGGCGGAGGGACGAUAAUAGGAGCUGCUGACAGGUUGUGGGGGUGCUGUGUGCUGCCUGCUGGCCCCUAUGCAAAGUCGACACGGCGCGUUGGUGUUGCUGCCUGUCAAAAGAGGUUGUAGCUGCCGUGGAAGUUGGUUGGUGUCUGGAAGCAUGUAUUGUACGAACUUGUCCUGCUGUUGUACAAUAUUAGCCGCGUCUGGUGAAGAGAAGGCUUCAAGGAGGUGCAAGCACCUGCUUGGGUUCCGCGUACUAUAUUUGGUCGUAUAUAUUCUUUCUGCUCGAAGGUACUAUUGUCGUUUUACUAAUUAAGUUGUCGGCUGUAAUAUAUCAUAAGGUCGUCACGUGCACGAGGCACCAUGAGCAACACG